AUUUCCUUCUUUUGCACGCAAAAUUCAUCGAGCAAUCCCGAGCCUGAGAAUUGGUUUUCCUACAGGCUCUCUUUGAUCACGCAUGUGAUAUAUUGAAUUCAGACAUAUUCACUUCUUCUGCAUUUAGAAAUCCAGAUACAAGUUAAAGAGGUUGAAGAUGGCGGAUGGAGGCUGUUGGCCGACAAUGGAUCUGCUUCGUUCGGAGCCAAUGCAACUUGUGCAACUUAUCAUUCCAACUGAAUCAGCUCACCGAGCUAUCUUUUAUCUUGGAGAUCUUGGCCUCUUCCAGUUCAAAGAUCUAAAUGCGGAGAAAAGCCCAUUUCAACGGACAUAUGCUGCUCAGAUUAAAAGGUGUGGGGAAAUGGCACGUAAGCUUCGGUUCUUUAGGGAACAAAUGACAAAGUCUGGUGUAUCAAUCUUAAGAAGGUCCACAGAAGAAACUGAAGUUGAUCUGGAUAAACUGGAGGUUAAACUUGCAGAACUUGAAGCUGAGCUACUGGAGGUUAAUGUGAAUAAUGAGAAGUUGCAACACACCUACCGUGAACUAUUAGAGUAUGAGCUUGUUCUACAGAAGGCUGGUGAAUUUUUCUCUUUAGCUAAAAAUAGCGCUGCAGCCCACCAAAGAGAGCUUGAAGUCCAGGACACGUUUGAAGGUUCUAUUGACAAUCCAUUAUUAUCAGAAAAAGAGUCACCAACAGAUCUACCAAAGCAGCUUAAGCUGCGUUUCAUCAGUGGUCUUGUUCCUAGAGAAAAAUCAAUGGCAUUUGAAAGAAUGUUAUUUCGUGCUACAAGGGGUAAUGUGUUUCUAAAGCAAGUUGCGGUCGAGAAUCCUGUUCUCGAUCCUUUGUCAGCAGAGAAGAUUUAUAAAAAUGUAUUUGUAAUAUUUUAUUCUGGAGAGAGAGCAAAAAGUAAAAUUCUGAAAAUAUGUGAUGCUUUUGGAGCGAAUCGCUACCCAUUCACUGAUGAUCUGGGUAAACAAUAUCAGAUGACUACAGAGGUGUCAGGAAGACUUUCUGAAUUGAAGACUACUAUUGAGGUUGGAUUGUUGCACCGUAGCACUCUUCUGCAGACAGUUGGUUGUUACUUUGAGCAGUGGAGCCUUCUGGUGAAGAAGCAAAAAUCGAUUUUCCACACUCUAAAUAUGCUUAGCAUUGAUGUAACAAAGAAAUGCCUUGUAGCAGAAGGUUGGUGUCCUGUUUUUGCAACCGAUAAGAUUCAAGCUGCAUUGCACCGGGCAAACAUGGACAGUAACUCCCAAGUUGGGGUGAUAUUUCAAGUCUUACAAACAAAGGAAUCACCACCUACAUAUUUCCAGACAAAUAAAUUUACUUCUGCUUUUCAAGAAAUUGUAGAUGCCUAUGGAGUUGCUAAGUAUCGGGAGGCAAACCCUGGAGUAUAUACUAUUAUCACCUUUCCGUUCCUCUUUGCUGUUAUGUUUGGUGAUUGGGGGCAUGGUAUAUGCCUAUUACUAGCAACUUUAUAUCUCAUAAUUAGGGAGAAGAAAUUUUCUACUCAGAAACUUGGAGACAUAAUAGAAAUGACUUUUGGUGGUCGCUAUGUUAUUAUGAUGAUGGCCCUUUUCUCAAUAUACACAGGACUGAUAUAUAAUGAGUUUUUCUCUGUCCCAUUUGAACUAUUUGGGCGAUCAGCUUAUGGAUGCCGUGAUCUUUCAUGCAGGGAUGCAACCACAACAGGCUUAAUAAAGGUGCGUGGCACUUAUCCAUUUGGCGUGGAUCCUAAGUGGCAUGGAACACGGAGUGAGUUGCCAUUUCUUAACUCCUUGAAGAUGAAGAUGUCUAUCCUAGUGGGAGUAGCCCAGAUGAAUCUUGGAAUUAUAUUAAGCUACUACAAUGCCAAGUACUUUGGGGAUGACAUAAAUAUCUGGUACCAGUUUGUUCCCCAAAUGUUAUUCCUAAACAGCUUGUUUGGCUACCUUUCACUCCUCAUAAUUGUUAAAUGGUGCACAGGAUCACAAGCUGACUUGUAUCAUGUGAUGAUAUACAUGUUCCUCAGUCCAACUGAUGAUCUUGGUGAAAACCGGCUCUUUGUUGGCCAAAAUUUCCUUCAACUUGUGUUACUAUUGUUGGCACUUGUUGCUGUACCAUGGAUGUUGUUUCCAAAGCCUUAUCUCCUUAAGAAGCAGCACCAACAAAGGCAUCAAGGUCAAUCUUACUCUUUGCUUUAUAGCAGCGAUGACCCUCUUGAAUCAGAGCCACAUAUUUACCCCCAUGGCCAUGAUGAGUUUGAGUUCAGUGAGGUUUUUGUACAUCAACUUAUUCAUACAAUAGAAUUUGUGCUUGGGGCAGUGUCUAAUACAGCUUCAUACCUACGGUUAUGGGCCCUCAGUCUGGCACAUUCAGAGUUGUCAAGUGUGUUCUAUGACAAGGUUCUUCUUCUGGCCUGGGGGUUCAACAACAUCACUGUUCUCAUUGUUGGCAUUAUUGUCUUCAUAUGUGCUACUGUUGGUGUCCUGCUGGUUAUGGAAACUCUGAGUGCUUUUUUGCAUGCAUUGCGGCUUCACUGGGUGGAGUUCCAGAAUAAGUUUUAUGAGGGAGAUGGCUACAAGUUCAGCCCAUUUUCAUUUGCUUUGCUUAAUGAAGAGGAUGAAGUAUAGUUGCCAAUUAAUCAACAGUCUAAACUCUAUAAAGGUGGAAAUUUAUCAUUUUUGCGGUCUUCGUAUAGGAAGCUGAAUCAACAUGCUACCCUGAUUGUUAUUGUAUCAGUGUCAACUUUUUGUUGAAUUUAUACCCUUGAAUUUUUUUGUGGCGAAAAGCCUGCAGUGUAAGAGUACAGGGUAAUGUACCUCCGUGGCCAUUGACCACUGUCAGCAUUAACUGCAAUUUGAGGAGUGCUACAGUUACUGAAUGUAAAUGACACUAUGACAGUACAGGUUCACAAAGUGCUUCUGAAAAUGAGGAGAUCUCCUCCUCCUCCU
Messenger RNA from Neltuma alba, 2935 nucleotides. RefSeq names its product V-type proton ATPase subunit a3. The transcript has 18 exons. The coding region runs from base 158 to 2614 and encodes 818 amino acids. Gene Ontology annotation, biological process: vacuolar acidification; proton transmembrane transport. The record is from RefSeq and is a predicted model, not a curated record. Gene Ontology annotation, molecular function: ATPase binding; proton-transporting ATPase activity, rotational mechanism. Gene Ontology annotation, cellular component: vacuolar proton-transporting V-type ATPase complex; vacuolar proton-transporting V-type ATPase, V0 domain. NCBI's taxonomy places the organism in Eukaryota, Viridiplantae, Streptophyta, Magnoliopsida, Fabales, Fabaceae.